GUGGAAAAAUACGAAAUUUUGGAAAACGCUCUAUUCAAAGUUCCAUCGGAUCCCUGCAACUAACAACGGGGUUUUCGUACCGAACGAGCGAACCAUGGAAAAAUUCGGCAAUGACAUUGUAGAAUUAAUCCUAAGACGAGUCUCAGAUCGAGGAGAUCGAAAUUCGUGCUCUGAGGUCUGCAAGCAGUGGACGAUACUUGAGGGUCUCUCGAGAUCCUCUCUUCGAGUCCUCGAACCCGAAAGAAUCCCUAGUUUCUUACCUAGGUUCCCCAAUUUGACUAAUUUAGAUAUCGACAGAAGAAUUUCUGAUGAGAAUCUUAAGUUGAUUGCACAAAUUUGCCCUAAUCUUCGAACCCUCAACCUUGGCCUACACCGAAGUGAUUGGCUCAGAGGGUUUAGGUCAAGGGAUUUUGGGGAUAAGGGGUUAACUGCAAUUGCUGAGAAAUGUAGGAUGUUGGAAAAGGUUUCGUUGAAAAGAAGGGAACAAGUGCGAGAUGCUGGGGUUAUUGCUCUUGUGAAAAAUGCAAAAAAUUUGGCUGUUCUUGAUUUGGCUUGGUGUAGUAAGAUCACUGAUGAAGCCCUAGAUGCUAUGGAGGGAAUUGUCUCUUUGGAAGUAUUGUAUCUUGAGGGUUGCUCUUUGAUUACGAAUUCGGGUUUGAUUUCUUUGGCAACUGGGUCACUGUCGAAAAGUUUGAGGGUUCUUGAUCUGGCUGAGUGUGAUCAGAUAACUGAUCAUGGUAUCUAUUUUAUGCCCCAGAUGUCUUGUUUGCAGGUGCUUAACUUGGCUGAUUGUGGCCCGAAGAUCACAGAUGAAGGAGGCUUUGCAAUUUCUGAGAUUUUUAGUUUGAGGACAUUGGAUUUAUCGUGGCUGAUCAAUCUGUCCGAUGAAACCCUUGUUGCUUUUGCUGAGAAGUGCAAGAACUUGGUUGAGAUUAGCUUAACAGGAUGUGAAUCAGUAACAGGUGAAGGGGUCCGUGCCUUUGCGAAUCACGGGUCACUUGAGAUGCUUGGAUUGGCUCGUUGUAGUUUGAUUUGUACCGAGGAUAUUGAGGAGAUAGUGUCACGUUGUGGUUCUUUAAGGCAUCUGGUGCUUGACAAGGUUUUGAGGGGAUGGAUGUCGCCUUCAGCGAAGGAGAAGUUGAGCAUGUUGGAUAGGGUGGAUUGGGUGUGAAGUUGUUGAUUCAGCAUAUCAUAAGGUGCAAUCAUAGCUUUUUCUUUCUAUAUGUGGUUAAUUGUUACCAAAAUUUACAUUCUUUAUAUGUUGUAGUUUCUAAGCUUUGAAGCUGACACAAUUUUAGCAAUAGUUCUCUUUUUAGAUCAGUUGUAGAGUAUACAUAAGGUGCAGUCUUAGCUUUUUCUUUCUAUAUGUAGUUAAUUGAACCAAAAUUUACAUCCUUUAUAUGUUGUAGUUUCUAAGCUUUGAAACUGACAUAAUUUUGGCACUAGAUCUCUUCUUAGAUCAGUUGCAGAUGUUGAUAUUUGAUGUAGCCUGAUUAAGCACCAUCAUAUGUGAACUCUAUUAAUGACUUUAAUAUACACUUUCAUAAAUGAUGUAGCCACAUGUUAAUCAGGAUAGGAGUUUUGUUUUUGUUUUAGAUCUAAUUUCAUAGUAUUAGCUAGUUAGAUUUUGAUUUUCACCUGGCUUGAUGAUUCAGAUUGGGAUAUGAGUUUGAUGCAGUUGAUACUUAGCUAGAGUAUACUUUUUGGGUUCACUUAGAGCUCCUCCAAUCAACUCCCUUCAGUUUCUUUCUGUUGAGUCCUUGACCCAAAAAUUUGUUAAUUUUCUUCCUUUAACAUAAAGUAAACUAGCACUUUUUGCCUUCCAUGCAUCAUUUGCACCUCCGGUGUCCAAUUUUUGUACAUCCUCACCGAUUUAUUCUAUCUAUUUUUUCCUUUAUCCUUUACCCAUCAUGUAACAUGUUUUACUUCAUUAAGUCAAAUGGUACAUCACUUUCUUGGGUUCCUAUUGCAUCACAAGGGAGAAUGAAAAAUAUGAACUAAAAACCCAUACCCUAAGGUUGUUUGUUUGUUCAUCUUUCUUCUAAUUGGGUGGUAGAAUACUGUGAUUUAAUUGUAAAUUAUAAAUGUGCAUCAUGGCUUCUAAACUUUGAUAGUGACUUGAUUGAUCGCUUUUUUUAAUUUUAUUUUCUUUAUUUUCCCUUGGUUCAUUGUGAUUUUUAUCUCACUCUUUUGUAAACAUCUAUGUAACUCGGGUAAUUCUAAUCUGAAGUUGUACCUGUACCUGACACAUACCCAUAUCCAUGCUCGUACCCAAAUUCCGUGGACACUCCGUUCAUAUGUGCAUACAUUUAUUUGGGCAUGUACUCAAUCAUAUAACAUAUGUUAUAAUUUAAACACUUUUGAUACACUUUUUGGACAUAUAUCCUACACUUCACAUCUACUUCUUGGAACUUGUUGGACAUUGGUAAGGUCCCGAAUUAUAAUCUUGGAUGGUCGCUUGGAUGUGUAGUUUAAUAACUAGUGAUUCUCCAUUUUGUAACCCACAUAAUAAAAGAAACAAAAAUGUUAUAGGAAGUUUAAUUCUCAUCCAUGGUCUCAUAUAAUAUAUUAAUUCCAAUAUGUAAUAUAUGUGUACAUAAAUAUUUAUAUAGCCGUCUAUGUACCCUAUCUUUUACAAAUUUGUCGUGUUUCAUAACUGUAUCCCUGACAGUACUGUUACCCGUACCCAUGCAACAUUUGUAAACAUAUAAGCUUUUAGAGGUUUCGAGGUUAGAGAGUAAUAGUAGGAUCCUAGAAGCAAGAUACGAUUUGUUUCUGGGUACCUUGGUUAUUCAAAUAUGAACCUAUCCAGUCUAGGCUUUGUUUAGGCUAAUGGUUUCCUCCCACAACAAACUUGAGGCAAAGCUUGAUCUCAUAUGGUUGAAGAAGAAUGUAGAAGAUACACUGCUAAUUUAUAAAACCUCAAAUAAAACUCUUUUAAGCUCUUCCUUUUGUAUUCGGAACGUAGCCAUCUCAGCUAAACUUAGUCCUUUGUUUGAAUAUUUGUUUUGUCAUGGAGCAUAUGUUGAAAGUGCCCAUUAACUCAAAAGUUCUAUAGCAUCCCUAGAAUUUUUAUUUAGCAUUAUCUUACAAAAAGAUCUACCAAGAAAUUUCUAGGAGGAUACAAGUGUAUAUGGCUAGUAUUUGUUCUUCUAGAAACUCUAUUAGUAUAUGGCUGAGAUUAGUUCUUCUACACGUCUCUUAGCCAUCUUAAACAAACUAUAAAUAGGGAUCUUGCGGUUUCAUUUGAUCAAACAAACAAUAAGUGAGCUUGGAUGAACAGUGUAGGCUUGUGUGAGUGUCCACCAAAAUAAGAAUAGUGUAAGGGUAAUGUGUUCUUGUUAUAGUAGUUUUCAUGGUCUAGCAACCUAUAAACCUUCUAUAGGAGAUUUGUCAGAAACUUGAGCAGCAUCGGUUGCGCCUAUAAUUGAGUGCAUGAAGAAAGACAAGUUCAAUUGAGGGGAAGAUGCAGCUCGUAGCUUUGCACUAAUCAAUGAGAAGUUGUCUACAGCACCAGUGCUCGCACUUUUAGAUUUUCAAAAGGAGUUUGAGUUUGAGUUUGAUUGUGAUGCGUCCAUAGUAGGUAUUAGUGAUGUCCUAUUAUAAGAAGGCGGUCUAGUUGCUUUCUAUAGCGAGAAAUACAAUGAAGCUUGGCGGAAAUGGACCACAUAUGAGCUAGAGUUGUAUGCUAUAGUCCAGUCAUUGAAGCAUUGAGAGUACUAUUUGAUCUUGUGAGAAUUUUGGCUCAAUACCGACCAUCAGGCCUUGAAGUCCAUCAAUAGUUAAACUACCAUCAAUCGUAUGCAUGCUCGAUGGAUAACAUUUUUUGUAGCGUUUCACCUUUAUUUUGAAGCACAAGUAUAAGUAGCAGAAUAAUGUCACCGAUGCACUCAGUCGGAGAGCUGCUUUGUUGGUGAC
Messenger RNA from Asparagus officinalis (garden asparagus), 3918 nucleotides. RefSeq names its product F-box/LRR-repeat protein 4-like. Gene Ontology annotation, cellular component: SCF ubiquitin ligase complex. The record is from RefSeq and is a predicted model, not a curated record. NCBI's taxonomy places the organism in Eukaryota, Viridiplantae, Streptophyta, Magnoliopsida, Asparagales, Asparagaceae. The transcript is spliced from 2 exons. Gene Ontology annotation, molecular function: protein binding. Gene Ontology annotation, biological process: SCF-dependent proteasomal ubiquitin-dependent protein catabolic process. Bases 95 to 1171 code for a protein of 358 amino acids.